Molecule: messenger RNA, 2254 nt
Organism: Centropristis striata (black sea bass)
Lineage: Eukaryota; Metazoa; Chordata; Actinopteri; Perciformes; Serranidae
Product: PHD and RING finger domain-containing protein 1-like
Exons: 7
Coding region: 473-1270 (265 amino acids)
Source: RefSeq, a predicted model, not a curated record
AAUAAUCCCUUUUUUGGUCUGGUUUAAUUCCCAAACACUUAAAUGUGGAAUUGUGGAUUUGACGCUUUUAUUCUGAAAGAAUAGACCGGAUGUUUUCAGCGUAGCGCGGAACAUGAAUAGAAAAGGAGGCCAUCAACAGUUAGCUACCUGAAUGCUUUAAUUAACAAGCGUAUUAUAACUAUUUUAUGUAAUUCAUCAUGUAGCACUGACUAGCUUAAAGCAACAAAAGAGUUAACUGCGUAUUACUACAUUGACUGUGUUGUCAUGAAAGGCUUAACGAUUAUUUUAGGCUAGCAACCGAAUAAGCUAAAGUUAGCUAACUGAGCUAGUUGUCAAUAUCUGAGUUACCGUUACAGCUCACAGGAAACUUGACACACCAACCCGAAGUCGAGAUAAUUUAUGAUUUAAUGUGUGUGUGUGUCACAAAAGCCGUUAAUAAACAGACACUUGAUUGUCUAAUCAUAUUUAAAUCAUGGAUACGCCUACCGUGUUAAACACAACAGAUGAUUGCGAGGGUGCAGAUAAAUGUUAUAUCUGUCUGAGUCCCUUUGAAAAGCAAACAGUGGCGUCUCUGGACAGCUGCCAUCACGUCUUCUGCCUUCAAUGUAUUCUGCAAUGGUCCCAGACAGCCAAUACUUGCCCAGUUGAUCGGAUCAGUUUUGCUUUCAUCCACCAGAGACGGUGCCCUGGAGGGGACAUUCAAAAGAAGAUCAAAGUGAGGACGAAGAAAAAGGAAGACGAUGGCGAUGAUGAAGAGGAGGGGAGCAAUCCUGUUAUCUGUGAGGAAUGUGGACGCAGUGACCGCAGGCACCGGCUGCUAGUGUGCAUACAGUGUGAUACAGGAUAUCAUAUGGACUGCUUGACACCACCAUUAAACACAGGCCCAGAAGGUGACUGGAUUUGUCCAGAGUGUGUGGUCACUCCUCAGAACACAGACAGCUUCAUGGUGGAGGGGGAGAUCAGUGAUGGAGAAGUUACAGACCUCCUCGCUGAAGUAGAUGAAACUGCAUCUACCAGCAGCCGCCUUCGGCCGUCCACCAUAAAUCGUCCAAGCAGCUCCACUGAAAGACGACACAGCCAGAGGAUCCAGAGCCGAGUGAGCAUCGAUCCUCAUCCUCGACCCCAAACCUCCUGGCAUGUACCUAAAUACCUGCUACGAGCAUCAAAGCCUGCAGUCGCAACAGAUGUAACGGCUGCACUUCAUCACAGUGAGACGAGCGGCGCGUCAGUCAAGUUAAAGACAAGAAAAAGAAAGAAGCGUGCAACUUGAGCUCCUGACACCAAGAAGAGUAGACGUUUCAAUAUGGUGUGCAUCGUCACUGCUUGAUAAAGGUGCUCCUGUUUGAAUUGACCACAUGGUGGCAGUAUUGUGUUAGCCAUGAAACACAUGAAGGAACAUUCUGCUAGUGCUUUUGUAGAAAAUGUCCUUUUAGAAUGACACUUUUUGUUAAACUGAUUGUUAAAUGUUGUAUUUGUAUUAAAACAAAAUGCUGACAUUGUUCCAUACUCUUUUUUUUAAUGUCAGUAAAUCCCUUGAAAAUACAAAACCCAACAGUCACACUUUUAAUACUGUAUGACAUCUCUACCCUGUCUGUAGCAUUCAGCCCAACAGUUUAGCAUUUUAGCAUGCUAAUUGUAAUGAGCCCUAACGAACAGCUUAGGCUGAUGGAAAAAAAGUGGGGAGGUCUAAAAGUUUUGAGAAUUCAUCCUGAGAGGAACUUGAAUGUCUUUACCAAAUCUCAGGACAAGAGUCGAGAUAUUUCACUCAGAACCACAAACUGGAGGAAAAGUCAGCUGAUUGCAAAGUAAUUAAUCAUUUAAGAUCUGUGAAUAUGUGUACAACUUUUGUGCCAAUCCAUGAGGAAGAUGAGAUUUUUCACAGAUAAGUGACUUCACUAACUCCAAUGUGCUGUUGGUGCUAGAAUAAGUCAGAGAAUCACCAAAGUCAGCAGGAUUUGUCCUCUGGGAAACAUGAAUAUCAUUACAAACUUAUAAAGAAAUCUAUAAAGAAAAAAGUGGUGGAUUGACAAACAUACCCAAUCCCUAAAAUUGAGAACAUAAAGUGAAUAAUUAUGUAUCUUUUCUUAACCUAAAGCACCAUGUUGUGGCCUAGACCACAUGAUAAGUCUACUCCUCAAAGAAUUGUCACUAGCACUAAUAGCUCUUAUUGCACUAUACCUUGAUUGUUUGCUUUUUACUCUUCCUGUAAGUCGCUUUGGAUAAAAGCAUCUGCUAAAUGACUAAAUGUAAAUGU